GAUGUCUUGAUGGAUUAUUGGAUGGACCUGGAUGUCCAUUACGCAGAAGGACUCUAAUUUUAAGGACAUAAUUGACUAUGGACUGGACAAACUGAUGUUGAAACGAAACUUAACCGCUGUAGGACAGAGACGCACACGGAGUUAUACAUAAAGAUCGGUCUCCAGGUGAGCAGAAGGCAAAUUAUGGAAGCCGAGAGUCUUAUUCAACACAUUGACCGAGACAUGGAGGCCACUUCACCACCGUUUUCAUUGACCACCGACUGGCUGGAGGAUGGAAACGAGACGAUUGUGAAUCAGUUCCAGCAGCCCGGCUGGCAGGUGGCUCUGUGGGCUAUAGCCUACUCGCUCAUCAUCCUGGUGUCCAUCACCGGUAACGUCACAGUGAUUUGGAUUAUCCUCGCUCACAGACGCAUGAGGACAGUCACCAACUACUUCAUCGUCAACCUGGCCUUCUCUGACGUGUCCAUGGCAACCUUCAACACUCUUUUCAACUUUGUCUACGCACUUCACAACGACUGGUACUUCGGCCUGGGAUACUGCCGGUUUCAGAACUUCUUCCCCAUCACGGCCAUGUUUUCAUCCAUAUACUCAAUGGCUGCCAUCGCAGUGGACAGGUACAUGGCCAUCAUCCACCCUCUGAAGCCCCGCCUCUCCUCCACCUCCACAAAGGUUGUGAUCGCCCUGAUUUGGAUUGUAGCAGUCUUACUGGCUUUCCCUCAGUGCUACUACAGUGUGACGAUAUUCUACUACCCCAGAACUGUGUGCAUGGUCGACUGGCCUGACGAUUACGGAGGAACACAUCAACUAAGUUACCAGUAUGCUGUGAUAUUGCUGAUCUACUUGUUCCCUCUGCUGGUGAUGCUGGUGACCUACAGUUUAGUCGGCCGAUCGUUGUGGGGUGGGCACAUCCCCGGAGAGGCGACAGAACAUUACCACAGUCAGAUAACAGCCAAGAGAAAGGUGGUGAAGAUGAUGGUUGUCGUGGUGGUGACCUUUGCCCUCUGCUGGUUGCCUUACCACGUCUACUUCAUACUGGGAUCAUUUAACAGGGACAUUUACAAACAAACUUACAUCCAACAGGUGUACCUGGCCAUUUUCUGGUUGGCGAUGAGUUCGACCAUGUACAAUCCCAUAAUUUAUUGCUGUCUAAACCAAAGGUUCCGAGCUGGUUUCCGUCACGCGUUCUCCUGGUGUCCCUUCAUCAAAGUGUCGGAGGAGGAUAGGAUGGAGCUGCAACACACACACACCUUUAGAGUCACCAUGACACGCAGCCACCGCAACAGCAGCACAACCACACACACCUCCAUCAAAACCAACAACACCUUCGACACAAGUGUGGCUGUCAGCACUGAGCUGAACAUGGAGAGAGAAGCCUCCAUGCAGUUUAAGAAACACAUACCGCAUGACACACGUGCGGUGAAGAGGCUGGGGGACACAAAAUCCUCAGCUGCCAAACUUCUACAGCACAGCCACUGACUUCUGAAACAAAUCAUGAUGAGGACAUUCCUGAUGGAAGGGCAACAGGGAGCCUGCAGAUCGCCUAACAGGGAGAGCAAGCUGUGGUAGCGUUCAUCAGCGUGGGAAACCGUGAAGUAAAGAGCUGUUCAUUGGCUUGGGACCAAUAACUUUUUUUCUUGUUAAAGAGGCCUAUAAGUGUAUGUGACUAAGCUUCUGAAGUGGUCAUAUGUGAAGAUAUAGUUAUAUAUGAAGAAACUACACCUGCAUACUGGACAACACCAGAGGAUUAUUCUUGCAUUUUUCAUGUUUGCUGUUAGUGGGAAAGUCUGUAGAUAAAUCAUCACUGACUUUUUUCUGCUUCUUUUUCUGGGGGGAAAGCUAUGAAUAGUGGAUAUUUUUGUGUAACUGUAGUUUUUUUGUGGUUAUGGAUUUUUUUUAACAGCAGAAAAUUGAUGAAUACUCCACUAGCAUCAGCAUCAAGCCUUAAUAAUGUUGUUUUUGUGUGAUUGUCUAGGGGUGCACGAUAUAUAUUUGGGAAAUUUGUUUUAUUAUGUAUCAUUCCAAUGAUUAUAGUCUAUAAAAAGAGCUGAUAAUAUAAAGCCAAAUUUCUUUCAUUUAGAAGUACAGCAUCUGUACACUCCAACACAGUAGGUGGUCGUAUGCACCUUUCAAGCUGGUUUGCUGUCUGCUGUCUGAUUGAGUGUAUUUUGACAUACUGGACCUAACAGGUUACAUCAAAGCAUUUAAUAUCAGUUAUUUACCAGAAAUGCUUGAUAAAAGCCAAAGUAUAUUUGUAAUGUUCUCAAGGAACUUUAGGAAACAAAGAACAUUAGAGGAGUUCUUUACGUUUUGUUAACAGUAAUGAUGUGGGGGCGUACAUGUUAUUAACUUCUUUAUUUAAAUACAAAAAAGCAAAAUGAUCAGUUAUCAUAUCACUACCAGCUUAAUCAGAAGCAGGUAAUCAUCGGUUGUCUGAGUUAGCCAACAAAAAUCCCGUCCUUACUGUUUUCUUUAUGUUUAUUAAAAGAGGCCUCUUCCUCAAAGGGACAUUUUCUAAUCUUCACCUUCUUCUCUAAUCAUAACGCACAAAGUGAUAAAGUUGAAACUCCGUUAAAGUGGUUCUGAGGAGCUCUGUGGCAGAUAUUCAGCUGUUAGGGACUUUUUUUCAGUAUUUCUGUCACUACUGUUUUAACUUGCUCAACAUGUGAAAUUAAUAGACACAGAAGAUCUAUUUAUAUUAUAACACAGGCUGUAACAUAGAAGCAUGGUGAUACAGAAUCACUGAAGUAUAAGUAUAAUCAACCAUUUCAAUGUCAAUGUGUAAUAAGCAGCUAUCAGCAAAGUUUCAGAAGCACCACCUCCUGUGUCUCACAGGACAUUAACUGAUUAUUAUAGGCUUGAAUUUACUUUUUUCAUAGACUUUGCUGGAUAAAUUAUAAAGUGAGCAUGUGUCUGUUACUGUAUCAAUUCAGAUUUUUUGACUUAUUUAAACUUUUAAUCAUCUUAAAUGAAUAUUUUUUUGCGCACUUAAGGAAAAAUAAAUCAAAAUUGAGUUGGUAUAUUCAUUUGAGAAUGACCUUCAGUUUUUGCAAAUUAACUCUUUGUAUAUUGUGACUUCACUGGUUCAACUGGUACAACUGUAAUGUUUUAUGGUCGGUGUACAGUGGAGUCAAAGUGCUGCUACUUAGAAGAAUGUGAUGUAAAAUGUAAUCUAUUGAGUAUAAGUAUAUGUUAAACUUUGCUGAUGAAGUGGACAUGUAAAUAUGACACUUGUGCAGUGUUUGUGCACAUGUAGUAAGAUCACAAUGUUGUAAAUACUGUAGUUUGUUAGUGUUAACAUAUCAGAAUGAAUGAUUGUUUAUAAAGCUUUUUGACUUUUAAAAUGUAACUUUGUCAUAAAGUGACAAAGUGAAACAUCUGUAUUUGUUGUCUGCACAAAACAGCAGGGUAUUAGUUUGUGGCCUAAAUAAAAGUCGAUAAUGUGUUAAAUAAAUGUGAC
Molecule: messenger RNA, 3457 nt
Organism: Centropristis striata (black sea bass)
Lineage: Eukaryota; Metazoa; Chordata; Actinopteri; Perciformes; Serranidae
Gene: tacr2
Product: tachykinin receptor 2
Exons: 8
Coding region: 184-1476 (430 amino acids)
Biological process (GO): G protein-coupled receptor signaling pathway; positive regulation of flagellated sperm motility
Cellular component (GO): sperm midpiece; plasma membrane
Molecular function (GO): substance K receptor activity
Source: RefSeq, a predicted model, not a curated record